CAUUCCCCCAGUUUUGCAGACCUGAUGUAGGGGCAGGAAGAAUUCAAGAGAUAAAAAUUACAUUGAGACGCAGGGCUGAUUCUCUCCCCUGGCCCGCUGCACUCCAGCGUGACUCCAUGGACACCAGUAGUUACUCCUCACUUACAGCGGGGUAAGCUGGCACUGAAUCAGACCGGCAGAGUCCACCUGUCAUCACUCAGCUCCAAUACGCGGCAGAUGGCAGAGUGGGAAUGUGGAGGUGGGCAGAGGAGCUAUUCUUCUGGUGGAUUUAUGAGUAUCAGGUGCAGAGGCAGAGCGUAUGGCCGUGAGAGAGCUGCGGAAACACUGGGACGGUGCACACCAAGGGUAAUAACCCUCCCACUCCCUCGUACAUACAUCCCUGGACUUCCUCCAUCAUCAUCAUGCCAAUCUCAGCUGAUCGAGAGCCAUCCGGAUUGAUCUCCCACUAGGUCCUUAAGGCUGCACAUUCCAUCUGUGUCGUCACUGGCGAGCGAGCUUAUCGCCCCACCAAAGCUUUUGGUGCCCAUGUGAUCACUGGCUGCGUAGCCGUAUUCUUUAGUAAACAGACGUGGGCUUCCUCCCUCCUGGACCAAAUUCCGUCCUCAGCAACUCCUUGUUAGUGCAGGAAGAGCUUUGCUGGGGUGACUCCAGUGUAACCAAGGGCAGAAACUGGCCCCUUUUUCUUGCAGAGAGGAUAGUUUUUGAAUAAGGUCUAAGCUGGGGACCUGGGUUCUGUUCCCAGCUCUGGCGGGUGACCUUGGGUAAGUCAUGGCCUUGUCCUGUGCCUCAGUUUCCCCAUCGGAUAAAUCCAGGAUACUGAUACUGCACAGAGGGGCUGUGGGGCUUUUUUAGAGUUUAUAAAGCAGCUUGAGAUCCCUGGGGGGAAAGUGAGAUGAAGUGGCAUGGAGUUAGGCAGUGCCCAGUGAAACCCAAGAGGGGAUGGAAAGAGCUAAUGAGUGUUCUGCUGUUCCAGGCUGGGGUGGCAUUUGGGAUUUUGUUAAUCCCUUCAAGGGUAAUCAGUCCAGUGCCAGCGUGUCUCAAACUCUCUGCUGGCUGCCAGCACCCAGGCAAAAUGCUGGUGUGAUGGCAAGCGCAGUCCCAAUGCAAACUGCAGGCCGGGAGUGCGGUGAGUGAGUGGGCAGAGAGAUGGAGGUGUGCAGUCCUGCUACCAACCUGGCCCUGUCAUUUUAAACCUGGGUGAUUCCCCAGCCUUUGGAAUACGAGCCCUGAUGCUGUGUAGUGAGCCAAGGCCAGUCUGUGAGCCUCAGACACUUGCCAGGGAAGAGGCGCGUUUGCAGGCUGAGGCAGCUUGAAGCGCAUGUGAAUUCACUGAAGCUAACACAGGAGGGUGCAGAAGGGGACAGCUGCCCCCGCUCUGCUCCCCCUGUGGCUGGGAAGGGAGCAUUUCCCCCUCGCUGCCGCUAGGAGGCAGGGGAGCUCCACUUGCUGGCUUCCGCCUGCUUCGGGGGUGCAGCUCUCCCCGAGCAACCUGUGGCUGCAGACACGAUUCUGCCGCGGCCAGAGCUUUUCUUCUCCUCGAGCAGCAGCUCCCGCUGCUUGCCGCUACCAGCGCGGGGAAGAGGAGGGAGGGCAGCAGAGCCAAGCCAGGCAGCCUGCUUGCAUGCCGGGCAUGCACGGGGAAGCAGCGUGCGAGCUCUGAAGCGAGCCUGACACAGCGACCGGAGGCUUUGGCACUGGCUGGUCGGUUUCACCUGCCGGGCGUUGCGAUGGCAAGACGCGUUUCUACGCGAGACUUGAUUUGUGUCUAAACCAGCUGCUGCGCUGAUCAGAGCCAGGCAGAAGCCAGAACAAAGGCAGGAGCAGGGCGCCCCAAGGCACGGAGCCCCGCCAAACUCCCGCAGCGCGGAGACCAGAGAGCCCCCCGGCUCCGACCCGUCCGCCGCCGCGGAGGCUGGGCGAGCCGAUGGUUCCCAGGGACAAUCAGCCCCGCCGCUGAGAACAGACCCCGGUGCGGGGUGACCUCGCUGGGCUGGGGAUGGCCCGGAACACGUCCCUGCAUUUCAGAGUGGUGGAAGGAAGGAGCCUGCCUGCCAAGGAUGUGUCUGGCACCAGCGACCCCUACUGCAUUGUCAAAGUCGACAACGAGGUGGUAGCCAGGACCGCUACCGUGUGGAAGAACCUGAAUCCCUUCUGGGGGGAGGAGUACACCCUGCACCUGCCCAGGGGCUUCCAUAGUCUUGCCUUCUACGUUCUGGAUGAGGACACCAUUGGGCACGAUGAUGUCAUUGGCAAAAUAUCGCUCAGUAGAGAAUGGAUUUCGUCCUCCCCACGAGGGAUUGACAGCUGGAUCAACCUGACGCACGUGGACCCCAAUGAAGAGGUUCAGGGAGAGAUCUGCCUGGAUCUGAAGGUGCUAGAGGAGCCCCACAGGAGGGCCCUGCACUGCCAUGUCAUUGAAGCCAGAGACCUGGCCCCGCGGGACAUCUCCGGCACCUCAGACCCCUUUGCGCGAGUGUCCUGUGACGGCCACGCUUUGGAGACAGCUAUCAUUAAGAAGACUCGCUUCCCACACUGGGAUGAGGUGCUGGAGUUUGACCUGGAGGAGGGGGUGCCCAAGAAGGAACCCAAGGGGUCCCUUGUGAGCGUGGAGGUGUGGGACUGGGACAUGGUGGGGAAGAACGACUUCCUGGGACGGGUUGAGUUCUCUCUGGACGCUCUUCAGAGGUCCCCUGCCAAAGGCUGGUUCAGGCUCCUGCCCUUCCCCACUGCUGAGGAGGAUGCUGGAGGAAAGCUGGGGGCUCUGCGGCUGAGAGUCCGACUGGCUGAGGACAGGAUCCUGCCCUCCAUGUACUACCAGCCCCUGAUUGAGCUCCUGGUGGAAUCCAUCCUGUGCCCUGCUGAGGAGGAGGACGUCAGCCCGCUGGCCUUGCUGGAGGAGAUCAGCUCGGUGGAGAGCCGGCAGGACGUGGCCACGAAGCUGGUGAAGAUCUUCCUGGGACAGGGCCUGGCGGUGCCCUUCCUGGACUACCUCAACCUGCGGGAGGUGGCCAAGACCACUGAUCCGAACACACUCUUCCGCUCCAACUCCCUGGCCUCCAAAUCCAUGGAGCAGUUUAUGAAGGUGGUAGGGAUGCCCUAUCUCCAUGAGGUCCUGAAGCCGAUCAUAAACCGGAUCUUUGAGGAAAAGAAGUAUGUCGAGUUGGAUCCAUGUAAGAUUGAGCUGAACCGAACCAGGAGGAUUUCCUUCAAGGGCUCCCUGUCCAAGGCCCAGGUGCGGGAGAGCAGCCAGGAGCUCCUGAAGGGCUACCUGAGCGACAUCAUGGAGUCCAUCAUUGGCUCGGUGGAGAAGUGCCCCCCUAUCGUGAGGGUGGCCUUCAAGCAUCUGCACAAGCGGGUGGAGGAGCAGUUUCCAGAGGCGGAGCAUGAGGAUGUGAAGUACAUUGCCAUCAGUGGGUUCCUAUUCCUCCGCUUCUUCGCUCCUGCCAUCUUGACACCAAAGCUGUUCAACCUCCGCGACCAGCACGCCGACACCCGGACCAGCCGCACACUUUUGCUGUUGGCCAAGGCAGUGCAGAGCAUCGGCAACCUUGGCCUGCAGUUGGGGCAUGGCAAGGAGCAGUGGAUGGCUCCACUGCAUCCCUUCAUCCUUCCCAGCAUCGCCCGUGUCAAGGAUUUCCUGGACAAGCUCAUCGACGUGGACAGUGAGAGCGUGCGCAAGACCCAGCCCCGGACGCUCUUCCACCCCUCGGUCACCAUCAAGGAGGGCUACCUGCACAAGCACAAGGCCGAGGGGCUCCACCUGCUCCCGCGCUUCACCUUCAAGAAACGCUACUUCUGGCUGAGCAGCGAGACCCUCUCCUACUCCAGGUCCCCAGAGUGGCAGGUUCGCUCCUCCAUCCCCAUCCAGCAGAUCUGUGCCGUGGAGAGGGUGGACGAAAACGCCUUCCAGCAGCCACACAUGAUGCAGAUCCUAACACAGGACAACGAGGGGCAGCUGCACACCAUGUACAUCCAGUGCAAGAACGUGAACGAGUUGAACCAGUGGCUGUCAGCCAUCCGCAAGGCCAGCAUCUGCAAUGAGCUCAUGCUGCCCUCUUGCCACCGCGGUGCCUUCCGGGGCAACCGCUGGACCUGCUGCCUGCAGCCUGACCGCACAGUGCGCGGCUGCAGCCGGACUCACUCUGCCAUGACCCUGGGGGACUGGAGCGACCCCCUCGACCCAGAUGCCGAGACCCAGAUGGUGUACGGGCAGCUCUUGCUGGCGAGAGACAAGCUCAGGGAGAAGUACAUUGAGUGUUCAGAUGCGGGGCUGGUGCUGGAGCAGGAGAGGGGGCCUGGUCCCCAUGCCCAGGGAGAUCAAGGCUGUUCCUGCCAGGACCGCCAGAUGGCGGCUGCUGCCCGCCUGCUGAACGUCAUACAAGACCUGGAGCGUGCCCACAGCGCCUUCGAGCGCCGGGAGAAGGAGGAGGCAGAGAAUGACUCUCACCGCCCGUGAGAAGCCUCCUCCCCCUGCCCCACCCCAUCCCUCCCUGGCACUUCUGUUGGACCGUGCCCACCUGACGAUGGCGCGCGGGAGUGGGCCCUGGUGCUGGGAGACACCGGCUCACUUGUCACCGUGCUCUAGGCUGGGAAUGGCAAUGGCAGUGGCCACGUGGCCAACCCACAGCUCAGGCCAGAGGUGAUGGACCACAGCAAGAGAAGGCACAGACCGGAGGUGGCUGAGCUCAUCCGCUCUCCUGCCUCCUGGCGGCCUGCUGGAGUGCCCACAUCAACCAUCAGAUGGCGCUCCAGAAACCCUCCAUGAACCACACCCUGAACAGCACCAGCCAACCUCCUUGCCGUCCUUGUCCCGGUGGGGCCGAGAGCCAGGAUCCACGGCCUCUAAUGCCAGUGCCUGGGGAGGUGAGCUGUGCCCAUGCCCCAGUGCCAUCCUCCUGCAGGCUGUACCUGACCUUGCCACGCAGGGCCUUCCCGCUGAACCUCAGUCUGCGUGUGCGGCCAGCCAGUGCCUGCUGUCCUGGUGUCCCAGAGGUGCGUGGGGGUGGCAAAGAGCCUGCCCCUGGCUCCUGAAGACAGAUCACCCCCGUGCCCCGUCUGUGCGUUUCCCACCCCACAUUCCAGCCUUCGUGGCCACUGGGCGAGGGGAGGCACUUCUGUGUCUGUAACUGAUGAAGGACCUCAAGGGAGCCCCUAGCCAUGAUCCUCUGAACAAGAGCCGGGCUCUUGGGUGGAAUAGCGUGUGGGCCGGACCGCGGCCCUGCAGCACUCCUGGCUGUGCAGCAGAAAGCUGUCCAGCCUGCACGCCAACCUCCGCCAGCCCAUCUCUCUCCCCCAGUUCCACCUGCGUGGGCCCGGGGGCCAGCCACCAUGAACUCGGCUCUCCCCAGCACCUCUUGGUGGCGGAAAAUCUAAGCUCUGCCCCUGGAGUGGUUAAACUCCUCCAUCUCCCCUGGGGAUGAUGGCUUGUGCCUAGAGCGCAGAGUGCUUGGAGGAGGAACCCAGGGCCCUGCAUCUACUGGGUGCUCCUUUAAAUCACUGCCCUGACACCCCAUCCAUGUGUGCACUGUCUGGGUAUCCGCACAGCCCCACUGGGCGCCCCACAGCCUGCUCUGUGUGCACAGGGCUGAGCGUAAAACUCCUCUUUCUUGUGCCAAAGUCCUGCUCAGGAAGCAAGAGGGGGCUACCCCAGGGACGUCUCACCCAGAUCACCUGCACGUGGUGGAGAAGCCUGCAUCACGCUGAGUAACUCUGCUAAUAGGCCAGAACAGGGCAAAGAAACCAAGUUGAAGCAGGCUGGACAAACAUACAGAUCCUGGAGCAAAGUGAAGUGUGAUGUGGCCAGAGGGGGGUGAGUGUGGCUGAAAUGUGAGCUCCCGAAGCAGCCCAAAUCCUCUGGCCUGAUGAAUGUGAGACUGACAAAGUGCCUGCAGAGGGGCUGGGAGCAGAGAGCUUCCCCCUCCCCUCUCCUGGGCAAAGCUCUGACCAAGGUGGCAACUGGUCCACCCAGCUCGCUGCACCACGUGGAUAGCAAAUGGGCUGCCUGCGGCUGUGUGCACCCCCGCCUGCAUGUGCCAUUGGGAACAGAACCAGCGUGCCCCCGCUCGUGCCAAAUGGCCAGGCUGUGGUUGUCGAGGCAGGAGGCAGUCAUCUUGCAGACUGUUUGGCUCAGUGGCUAUCCCGGGCCAGGGGGGCUUUGGAGUUAAUCGAGAUCAGUGGGUCUCAUUUAUGGACCCCUCUGGAAAUCUGUUGUCUGUAUAUAUAGCUGAAUGCUGUUCAGUCAGUUUUCAGUCACAGUCUUUCGCAGACCCCUUAGACAUCGUCCAUCGACUCCUGGGGUCCACGGCCCACUGCCCUCGAUAUAUUUGCACACACACCUCUCUGUCUAUUGUGCUUCUCUCAGUAUAUGUCACACACACAAACUAUGUUAAAAGAACUGUAAUAAAGUUGCCAAAUGAAGCACCUGAACAUUAAGAAGCGCCUGAAGUAAGGAGGCCCAGGCACCCUGAAUUCAGCCUCCUGGUGUGUAUGUGUUAUGGGCCAGUCUCCCAUUCCAUGAGCACAUACAACUGGUUUCCGCAGGACCCUGCGCAGAGGAGGGGCCAUGCUCCCUGGAUGAGCAGCUGGCCAAUAUUUUCUUUGCUCCUCAUUGCUCAGUGUGUGGCUCCAGCCUUUAUUUACUGCACACCAUUCAAACCCUGCUCUAGAGACAGAAUAGUUUCUUCAUGGGCUUUUUUCUGGCACUCAUGGCUAUAGUAUCAGUGCUUCACGAGCAUUAAUUACUUUAUCUUCAGCUAAAUGGGUACUGUGCCCCCUGUUUUACAGAAGGCAAACUGAGGUGCAAAGAUAAAGUCAAAGGUCUCCACUAAUCUUAGGUGCCCAACAUGCAAGGCCUAGGACCGCAUUUUUCAGAGCACUCACUAUUAUAUCACACCUGAUAUGUGCAAAGCCCAGCGCCCAUUGACGGCAGUUGCCGCUGUGAAUGCUCAGCACUGCUGCAAAUCCAACCCAGGGUCCAUCCUCUGCUCUGAGUAAGGCAGGCAUCCUGUGGAAAACAUAGUACAUGAUUGUGUUGUACAUAAUGCAUACACAUGGAGCCAGAUUAGGGUUUCACAGGCAUCCUUAAUUCGGGCAUUUCCUAACUUUUGAGCACUUGACGUUGCAACCUUAAUGUUGUUGUAACAUAGUUUUUUGUGUGUAAUUUACUAAAUUUUUAAUAAAGCAAACUUCAAAACCAGACAUUCCCUCAUGUGACAUC
Chelonia mydas (Green sea turtle) is the source of this 7216-nucleotide messenger RNA. It is a transcript of the gene RASAL1, whose product is annotated as RAS protein activator like 1. The transcript is spliced from 21 exons. NCBI's taxonomy places the organism in Eukaryota, Metazoa, Chordata, Testudines, Cheloniidae. Gene Ontology annotation, molecular function: GTPase activator activity. Bases 1997 to 4456 code for a protein of 819 amino acids. Gene Ontology annotation, biological process: regulation of GTPase activity; cellular response to calcium ion; intracellular signal transduction. The record is from RefSeq and is a predicted model, not a curated record.